Molecule: messenger RNA, 1455 nt
Organism: Fusarium subglutinans
Lineage: Eukaryota; Fungi; Ascomycota; Sordariomycetes; Hypocreales; Nectriaceae
Product: major facilitator superfamily transporter
Exons: 8
Coding region: 1-1455 (484 amino acids)
Biological process (GO): transmembrane transport
Cellular component (GO): membrane
Molecular function (GO): transmembrane transporter activity
Source: RefSeq, a predicted model, not a curated record
AUGGACACCAACAACUCUGGCGACAAGAAAAAGCUCAGCGUCGAAAUGGAGCAAGUCAACCAAGACGACAAGCUUGCAGAUGAUAUCCCCCCCGGAGAAGUCCUCGACGCCGAAAAUGAAUUCUCAGAUACAUACUACCGCAAACUCCUCUGGAAGAUUGACCUUUGGCUCCUCCCACUCAUGUGGCGUCCAAGCGGUGUUUGGUAUCCGAGAAGACACAGGUCUUGUCGGAGACAAUUCAACUGGCUCAGCACAAUCUUCUACCUAUCAUAUCUCGUCUGCGAAGCCCCAGGAAACUGGCUGAUGCAAAAAUCCCAUACCGGAAAGUUCUUGUCCAUCGUCAUGGUGCUUUGGGGUGUCAUUGUUCUGUGCAUUGCCUUUGCCAAGAACUUCGCACAUCUCAUGGUCUUGAGAGCCAUCCAGGGUGUCUUUGAGUGUACUAUCUCGCCCACUUUCAUGCUCAUUACUGGCGCAUUUUAUACCUCCCAGGAACAUACGCUUCGAUCUUUGAUCUGGGGUACUUCCAAUGCUGGAAUGAACAUCAUUGCCGGAUUGAGUAUGUACGGAAUUGGCCUUCAUGCUGAGAAGCACCCAGGAGACCUGGCUGCAUGGAAAGGGAUAUCCUUCCUCCUCGGAGCCUUGACAAUUACUUGUGGCAUACUUGUAUGGUUCAUCCUUGGAACUCCCCGCGAAGUACGAUGUUUGAGCGAAGAAGAGAAACGCGCUGCCAUAGCUCGUGAUCAGGUCUGGGCCGCGUUUAAAGAUCCGCAAACCUACUUCUUUUUCUUUAUUACCAUCAUCAAUGCCCUCCCUAAUGGUGCCAACACGACAUUCUCGAAGCUCAUCUGGAAGUCAUUCGGAUUCACGCCCCUGGAGACACUGCUCAAAGGCUCUACUCCGUACUACUGCGUCAGCAUCUACUGGUUCUUGGUUGUCGGAUAUGUGACCUUGAAGAAGCCUAAUAUUCGAUUCCUCAUGAUGAUGUUCUCCCUUAUACCUGCUUUUUCAGGAAUGAUGGCCCUAGCCUUUUUGCCUCAGGAUAGCAUGAAAUGGACCAGAUGGGGCAUGUAUAUUCUACAAGUCUUUGGAUCACUUCCUGGGCUCAUGAUCUGGACGUUUCUUCCUUCGAACGUUGCUGGCAGGACCAAGAAGACUGUCACUGCUACUACAAUCUUCGUCGCAUAUUGUGUUGGCAACGCAGUUGGUGCACAGAUGUUUGUUGCCUCUGAUGCCCCGAGAUAUAUCAGAGGCUUGACCGCCUGCGCCAUUCUCUAUUGUGUUGAAUUCUUGAGCAUGGCUUCAUGGAGAUUCUACUAUAUCUGGGAGAACCGACGCCGUGCUAAGAUGAUUCGUGAGCAAGGUAUCUCGGAGGAGGAGAGCGAGCGUCUGGGUAGGCUCAAUGCUGAAGCUGAUAUGACUGACCGAGAGAACAUUCACUUCAAGUACAAGGAUUAA